GUCAUUGCGCAGGCGCAGCCUGCGAGCGUGGGGUGUUUGGAGGUUGGCGGCUGCCGGCGCUCAAGAGCGCAGGGGUUUGUGGCCUGCGUUCGACCGGCACCAGUCUCUCACUCUCCGAGGCAGCGAGGUCCAGCGAUCCGUCUCCCCGCGCCCCGUGCGGUGUGGCCAUGGAGAAUCAGGUGCUGACGCCUCACGUCUACUGGGCUCAGCGACACCGCGAGCUGUAUCUGCGCGUGGAGCUGAGUGACGUACAGAAUCCUGCCAUCAGCAUCACUGAAAAUGUGCUGCAUUUCAAAGCUCAGGGACAUGGUGCCAAAGGAGACAAUGUCUAUGAAUUUCACUUGGAGUUCUUAGACCCUGUGAAACCAGAGCCGGUUUACAAACUGACCCAAAGGCAGGUAAACAUUACAGUACAGAAGAAAGUGAGUCACUGGUGGGAGAGACUCACCAAGCAGGAGAAGCGCCCACUGUUUUUGGCCCCCGACUUUGAUCGCUGGCUGGACGAGUCUGAUGCGGAAAUGGAGCUCAGAGCCAAGGAAGAAGAACGCCUAAAUAAACUAAGAAUUGAAAGCCAAGGCUCCCCUGAAACUCUUACAAGCUUGAAGAAAGGAUACCUGUUCAUGUAUAAUCUUGUGCAGUUCUUGGGAUUCUCCUGGAUCUUUGUCAACAUGACUGUGAGGUUCUUUAUUUUGGGAAAAGAGUCCUUCUAUGACACGUUCCACACCUUGGCCGACAUGAUGUAUUUCUGCCAGAUGCUGUCAGUUGUGGAAACUAUCAAUGCAGCAAUUGGAGUCAUUAAGUCACCAGUGAUACCUUGUCUUAUCCAGCUUCUUGGAAGAAAUUUCAUUUUGUUUAUCAUCUUUGGCACCAUGGAAGAAAUGCAAAACAAAGCUGUGGUUUUCUUUGUGUUUUAUACAUGGAGCGCAGUUGAAAUCUUCAGGUACCCCUUCUACAUGCUUUCCUGCAUUGACAUGGAUUGGAAGGUGCUCACAUGGCUUCGUUACACUGUGUGGAUACCCUUGUAUCCUCUGGGAUGUUUGGCAGAAGCUGUCUCAGUGAUCCAGUCCAUUCCAGUAUUCAAUGAAACAGGAAGAUUCAGUUUCACAUUGCCAUAUCCAGUGAAAAUCAAAGUUAGAUUUUCCUUUUUUCUUCAGAUUUAUCUCAUAAUAUUAUUUUUAGGGUUGUACAUAAAUUUUCGUCACCUUUAUAAACAGCGCAGGCGGCGCUAUGGACAAAAAAAGAAAAAGGUCCACUGAAAACAAAGAUUGAGAGGAUUCCUUGCCAGUUUGAGCCUAAUCUAUAAUUCUUACAGUUUUACCUUCUUGUACUGAUGUAAAAGUUUUUUUAAAGUUAAAUGAUUAAAUUCUCAGUGAAGCUAUCUUCCCUUUUCCCCCAUAACAUUCCUGAAUUUACCGAACUAUCUUAGUGUAGUACUUGCAUGACAUGGGUUCCUGGUAUCUGAGGACAGGUUUGUUCUUGUGUGUUCCGUUAAUGACCGCAAAAGACUCAGCCCUACCCCCACACACUCCUUGUCCUGUCACUCUCACAUGGGCCAGAGAUAUUUCUUCAGGGCCCUAACCCUACCAGGUACUGGCCAUUCUUAUAGCUGGGAAUUGUUCUUUUCAGCUGUUGCUUGCAAGAAAAAAACCACUGUUGCCUCUACAGGGGGCUGUGAAAGUGACUCAGGCAGGACCUUGGAUAUAUUCUGUAUCCAAGGAGUUGCUUGUUAAGUGGGGUGGCAUUGAUUUUUGGAAAAUCAAGUUCAACUCAGUCAUUGAUAAAACAUUUCUGAGUCUGAGUGGAGCUAGAGAACACCUAUUACCUCUGAAUCUUUUGGCCUCUAACACCACCUGCUACGUGCUUACCUGUGUGUGUGCACGGGAGAGGCAUGGAAUGAUUUGGGAGAAACCGGUCAGAACCUUGGAACACCAUGAUCACUUACUUCAUUCCUGGCUAAAUCAGAACUAUUUUCAACAUUAGAGAAAGAUGAAACAUUAGUUAGAAAACAAUGAGAUUAUAAGAGUUCCAAACCCAAAUGGCUACAGGGUGUCAGAGGGUGAAACUGGCAGUAAGACAGCGGCUGGCAGUGCAGCCUGUGGCAACCUGGGAGCAGACAAAACAGACCUACAAAAUGGCCUGAGGCUGUGCACAUACAUAAAAAACCUUGCUAUCAUCCUCCGCACUGGCUGAGUCCAUUUACUCGUGUACCUGCCAGAGUGACUGGUAGAACUGACCUCAAAAACACCUGCUUUAUUCUUUGGUUUCACCUGUCUGCCGUCAGACGGUAAAACAGAGUGAGAACUUUGGCUGGAGAAGCUUAACAAAGCUUCCUGGCAGGAAACCCACCAACAGAGGAACUGAGGAAAAUCCAGACGUUGUAAAGUUUGGUCAUUGUCAAAAACAUUGUUUCCUCUAAUACAUUCCAAGUUAACCAAGUAAAAUAUGUUAGAAGUAAUGCUUGUAUUAAAGAAUUUAAGAGCAUGAUAGCUCUUUCUGUUCUGCCAUUCCUACUGUUCUUGGGAAAGGGGGACUCAGUGAGUUAUGCUGUUUCUCUGAGUCCAAUAUGGAAACUUGGUUUGACCUAAAAACAUCUGAUUAGCAUAGGCUGGCUGAUUUUUAUUUUUAUAAGUUCACUGCACUGAGGGGUAUUUUGCAUGUCUGUAACUUCUGUCAACACUUGUUUGUGUUAACUUCCGUUUUUCUUUCAAUUGACUUUCUAUGUUUAUUUGGACAGAUCAGCUUUGCAGUAUAUGCUGCAUCUUUGUGGCAGAAUCCUGUAUUCUUAGUGAUUGUUAAAACUCCUUUAUUGCUGUCUGAGAAAGCAAAAGAUUGUGUAUUUCUAUUAAACAUUUACAAUCAAAAUCCUAAUAA
Neofelis nebulosa (Clouded leopard) is the source of this 2871-nucleotide messenger RNA. It is a transcript of the gene HACD3, whose product is annotated as 3-hydroxyacyl-CoA dehydratase 3. Gene Ontology annotation, molecular function: 3-hydroxyacyl-CoA dehydratase activity. The coding region runs from base 168 to 1256 and encodes 362 amino acids. Gene Ontology annotation, biological process: sphingolipid biosynthetic process; fatty acid elongation; very long-chain fatty acid biosynthetic process. Lineage: Eukaryota; Metazoa; Chordata; Mammalia; Carnivora; Felidae. The transcript has 11 exons. Gene Ontology annotation, cellular component: endoplasmic reticulum membrane. The record is from RefSeq and is a predicted model, not a curated record.